Messenger RNA from Saccharomyces paradoxus, 1203 nucleotides. It is a transcript of the gene RAD51, whose product is annotated as recombinase RAD51. The record is from RefSeq and is a predicted model, not a curated record. Gene Ontology annotation, molecular function: double-stranded DNA binding; ATP-dependent DNA damage sensor activity; single-stranded DNA binding. Gene Ontology annotation, biological process: DNA strand invasion; reciprocal meiotic recombination; mitotic recombination. Lineage: Eukaryota; Fungi; Ascomycota; Saccharomycetes; Saccharomycetales; Saccharomycetaceae. Gene Ontology annotation, cellular component: condensed nuclear chromosome. The coding region runs from base 1 to 1203 and encodes 400 amino acids. The transcript has a single exon.
AUGUCACAAGUUCAAGAACAACAUAUAUCAGAGUCACAGCUUCAGUACGGGAACGGUUCGUUAAUGUCCACUGUACCAGCAGACCUUUCACAGUCCGUCGUUGAUGGAAACGGCAACGGUGGCAGCGAUGAUAUUGCCGCCACCAACGGCUCCGGCGAUGGUGGUGGGUUGCAGGAGCAAGUUCUAGCGCAAGGUGAGAUGGAGGAUGAAGCAUACGAUGAAGCUGCCUUGGGUUCGUUUGUACCCAUAGAGAAACUGCAAGUGAACGGAAUUACUAUGGCAGAUGUGAAAAAACUAAGGGAGAGCGGGUUGCACACGGCUGAAGCGGUCGCGUAUGCUCCCAGAAAGGAUUUAUUGGAAAUCAAAGGUAUAUCGGAAGCUAAGGCAGACAAGUUGCUUAAUGAAGCGGCAAGGCUGGUGCCCAUGGGAUUUGUCACAGCAGCUGAUUUCCAUAUGAGAAGAUCGGAGCUGAUUUGUUUGACAACAGGAUCUAAGAAUUUGGACACGCUUUUGGGUGGUGGUGUGGAAACUGGUUCCAUUACUGAGCUUUUUGGUGAAUUCAGAACAGGUAAGUCCCAACUAUGUCACACUUUGGCCGUGACAUGCCAAAUUCCAUUGGAUAUUGGUGGUGGUGAAGGUAAGUGUUUGUAUAUCGAUACGGAAGGUACUUUCAGACCGGUAAGAUUAGUUUCCAUAGCUCAGCGGUUCGGAUUAGACCCGGAUGAUGCUUUGAACAAUGUUGCGUAUGCAAGAGCCUAUAACGCUGACCAUCAGCUAAGACUUCUGGACGCCGCUGCCCAAAUGAUGAGUGAAUCCCGGUUUUCCUUGAUCGUGGUGGAUUCUGUUAUGGCCCUUUACCGUACAGAUUUUUCUGGUCGUGGUGAAUUGAGCGCAAGACAAAUGCAUUUAGCCAAAUUUAUGCGUGCUUUACAAAGAUUGGCUGACCAAUUUGGUGUCGCAGUCGUUGUCACUAACCAAGUGGUCGCCCAAGUUGAUGGUGGCAUGGCUUUCAACCCAGAUCCAAAGAAGCCAAUCGGUGGUAAUAUUAUGGCACAUUCUUCUACCACGAGACUAGGCUUCAAGAAGGGUAAGGGAUGUCAAAGAUUAUGCAAAGUUGUUGACUCACCUUGCUUGCCAGAGGCCGAAUGUGUGUUUGCAAUCUACGAAGAUGGUGUUGGUGACCCCAGAGAAGAAGACGAGUAA